Messenger RNA from Daucus carota subsp. sativus, 1691 nucleotides. RefSeq names its product coniferyl alcohol acyltransferase. The coding region runs from base 105 to 836 and encodes 243 amino acids. The record is from RefSeq and is a predicted model, not a curated record. Gene Ontology annotation, molecular function: acyltransferase activity, transferring groups other than amino-acyl groups. The transcript is spliced from 2 exons. NCBI's taxonomy places the organism in Eukaryota, Viridiplantae, Streptophyta, Magnoliopsida, Apiales, Apiaceae.
AAAAUGUGAUCUGUUGAUAAUUGAGCGCUUAAGGGUGUAAAAUUUUCCACGUACUUGUACUACAGAAGACUGGCUUCAGUAGAGCUUUAUUAGAUCAUGUAUAUAUGAUUGGUUUCUCAAGUAGUUGGCUAAAAAUUGCUACAAUGGGUUCAUCUGAAAGAGGAGUUGAGGUGGUAGUGAAGAGGACAGAGGUGGUGGCACCUUUCGUGCCACUUACAGUGCAACGGCUACCCAUGUUGAAUUUGGACCUUUUGGUGCCCCCUAGUGACAUUGGAAUUUUGUUCUGCUAUAACGCGGGAAGCAUGAAUAAUGAGGUGAUGAUAAGCAUGGUGAAGAGAGGGCUGAGUCAAGUAUUGGUACCCUUUUAUUCGCUUGCUGGAGAAGUAGUUCUCAAUAAUGAAGGCGAACCUGAAAUACUUUGCAAUAAUCACGGUGUGGAUUUUGUCCAGGCUAUCGCGGAUAUGGAUCUCCAAUGUCUUGAUCUCCACAAACUAGAUGUUUCUGUCUAUCCUUGCCUUUUUCCUGUAAGAAAACGUGGUGUUCUUUCGGUACAGGUGACAGAGAUGAGGUGUGGCGCGUUGGUGAUAUGCUGCAGCUUUGAUCACCGCGUAGCUGACCCUCACUCAGUUAGCAUCUUCCUAGUUGCAUGGGCUUAUAUGACCAGAUCCAAACACUGCGGUGAUGAUAAAAUCGCAUCAGUAUCCUCCCCUGACUAUCUCCGUUCACUCCUCCAUCCUCGAAAUAUCAGCCACCCUGAUGCUACCAUUGACAACAACUAUGUUUUAUUCGAAGCUGCAUCAUCUGAUUCCCCACAAGCACCAGUGCACCACCAUUAGUCCAUCUCCAAAGCCGCAUUUACAAGAUCAGUGCUCGCCAAAUCCAGCAUCUCCAAUCUCUAGCAGGACCUGGUCGAACCAAAUUCGAGUCCUUUAGUGCCUUGUUAUGGAAGUUACUAGCAAAAGCCGCCACAGAAGACGAAAAAAGAUGCAAACUGGGAAUUGUAGUCAAUGGACGAAAUAUUAUUGGCAAAUCCACGAACAAUUACUUCGGAAAUGUGUUGUCAGUUCCGUAUAUUAAUGCUAGUGUUGAUGAACUUAAAUCAAUGGCUCUUUCUGAAACUGCAGAUAAAGUGCGUGCAUGCGUGGAGAGCGCAGCAAAUGAGGAGCAUUUCAGGGGACUUGUUGAUUGUAUCGAAACUCACCGUCCUUGUAGAGCAAUGUACGCGAUUUUUUCAUUCCAUCCAAGUGACACAGAGGACGUGGCUGUGGUCAUUUCCUCGGGCCAGCUUUUUCCGGUCUCUAAAUUAAACUUUGGUUGGGGUCACCCCUCGUUCGUGUCCUUUCUUUCUCCUUGGAGAGGCAACACGGGAUUCGUCAUGCCAAUGCCCAGCCCUACGAAUAACGGGGAUUGGAUUGUGUUCAUGCAUCUUUGUGAAAAGCACUUGGAUUUUCUGGAGAAAGAGGCGCCUCAUUUCUUCAAACCGUUUCGUUUGAGCCCUCUGGAAAAAUUUGGAGAAGAAUCUAAGCUUUAAAUAAAUACUUUUGAAAAUAAAACUGGAUGGCGAGCACGAUUGCAUAGUCCAAGUAGUUAAGGGUUUAUAUCUUGGAUUCGAGUAUGGCUUAUGUCGAGAAUAUCUUAGAACAGAUACUCAAAUUAUAAGGAUCGUUUUAGUCAAAAACUGGGUGAUGGCU